AUGCGACCUGACACGCAGGUAUUCCCCGGCAUUUCUUUCUCCACCCGCAAAGAGAAGAAGGUGGGAAUACAGCCCUCUUGUUCGGAGUUCAUUAUGGGCCUGUUCAGUGAGCUCUCCUCAAAAACUGAAGUGACAGUCAUUAAUGGGACUCUGAUAAUAAACCGUGUGAUCAGAGCAGAUUCAGGGAAUUACAGAUUAACACUUGUUGACUCAGACGGCUCAGAAACAUCUAGAGAUCUUCAAGUGAUUGUUGAAGCUCCUAUUGGCUCAGUGGAAGUGUCAAUCAUCUGCUCCUCCAGUGGGGUGAUGAGGGUGUCCUGCUCCUCUGAGGGGGAUCCGCUCCUCUACAGCUGGACUCUGAAUGGAGAUCCACUGAUGAUUGGAAACAGCAGCAUUGAUCUGGAUGAGGGAACUGAUGGAGACAUCAGCUGCAGCGUGAAGAACCACGUCAGUCACGCACAGAAGACCAUUAGACUCAAACCCUGUCCUGGACCAACUACUGCAGCUGUGACCUCUAGUGUGACCUCUAGUGUGACCUCUGCAGUGACCUCUGCAGUGACCAGCAGCACACAGACACCAGAAUGUGUGUCUGUGGUGUUUGUGCUGGUCUGGUGUCUUCAGCUGAUGGUUCUGUUGGGUCUGUUAGGAGGUUUUCACAUCUACAUGAGACACACGUCAGGAAAGAAGCAGGAAGAUCAGAAAGUGAGGAUGAGAAGAUUUAGAGAAGGACCUGAACACACAGCAGAAGAUUCAUGAGAGCAGCAGCAGAUCAUCACAUCUAUGAGAAAUAACUUCAUAAUCUCACAGAUUCUCACAUAA
This is a messenger RNA of Sinocyclocheilus grahami, 819 nucleotides long. RefSeq lists its product as uncharacterized. The transcript is spliced from 6 exons. Bases 1 to 756 code for a protein of 251 amino acids. The record is from RefSeq and is a predicted model, not a curated record. Lineage: Eukaryota; Metazoa; Chordata; Actinopteri; Cypriniformes; Cyprinidae. Gene Ontology annotation, cellular component: membrane.